Ruditapes philippinarum (Manila clam) is the source of this 5208-nucleotide messenger RNA. RefSeq lists its product as uncharacterized. The transcript is spliced from 2 exons. The record is from RefSeq and is a predicted model, not a curated record. The coding region runs from base 205 to 2274 and encodes 689 amino acids. Lineage: Eukaryota; Metazoa; Mollusca; Bivalvia; Venerida; Veneridae.
AAAAAAGGGAGUCGGUCACUUCGAACAAACGCUAUUUACGCAUCUUACGUUGUUUUUAUGAUUCCUUUCUCCACUGUAUAGCAUUUAAAAUCGCGAAAAUGUUUUCUUUAAGUUGUUGUAGACAAAUUUCGGAUUUUACAUACGGACUUCAUGAAAUGUUUUAGUAGGAUUGUACUUGGUUGAGUUUGAUUUCUAAAUGUCAGAAUGUCUACCUCGUGGAGCGCAGUUAAGAAUAUUCCCAUGUAUGAACUGUACAAGAACAUUAACAUUUCACCUAAUCCUUUUAUUAUCAAGCCAAAUGAAGAUGAUGACGAAGAUGUUUAUGAUCAAAAUGUGGACAGCGAUGAUGAUAAUGUUUUUAAGUUCCCGCCACCCAAAAAUUACAUCCAAGGAGGAACAUAUUCUCCAGCAUACCCGGGACUUCCUUCUUACACUGACUUGCCUCCUCUACCAUUUGGUUCGCCAAUUUUUCACUUUGACGAAAAAAUGGCAGAUGACCCAUCACACAAGGCUAUGUUGUACUUCUUGGAGAUCUUGAUGAACUCCGGAGUUCCACUUACCAUCAGCCAGUUGGCAGGGAGGUUUGGAAGUAAAAGUUUCACACCUGAAAUGAGACAAUCUUGUGGUGGAAAUGAAGCUGGAUUGAGAAAAUUCUUGUUGAAAUUUCCUUCUUUGUUCUGUGUGAAUGGGAAUUUAGUCAGUCUGAAUGAUGGUACAGCUAAUCUUGGGAAGAAUUUUCGUGAAAGUAGUCCGGCAUCAACAACGUCGGAUGUCUCUGUUGAGACAGAGGCAGUACAGUAUUUUCGUAAUAAGAUGAUCCGCAAAGGUGAAAAAUGGCUACCAGUGUUAAGUCUUGCCGGCCAUCUUUCUCAAGCCUCGCCGGAAAUAAGGGAAUGUGUCGGCCCUCAGAACCAAUUCAAAGAGUGGCUUGAACGGCACCCCCUUAUAUUUGAUAUGAGAGGGGAUUUAGUGGCGUUGAAGGACAACAUCAACUACAGCGCCGUAAAUCCUGCAGGAGAAUCGUUAGAGCUGGAUAAUGUUCAUUUUAAUUCAAAUCCUCGUUACUCUGCUGGUGAUUUUAAUCCAAGAUUUUCAGGCAGUGAUCAGCUUCCUCGUACACCAAAGGCCAAGCGACGCCCUAAGUCAAUAGAAAUACCACCAAAUUCUCCAAAACCAUCCAUACCUCGAACCCCUUCAUUUACCUCACAAAGUCAGCCUCUUACGCCAACUCCAUUAAGUGCCAAAGCUGGGCCUGCAACAAUGACAGCAAAUGAGUACAAAGCUGUUAUGUUCUUGAAAGGAAUCAUUGAGAAGAAAGGUGACAUGAAGUUGAAUGGAUUGACAGGACAUUUUAGCCAGGCUCCUGAAAGUUUGCGUAACACAAUUGGAUGGAGUAAGCCUGAACUUGAGAAGUUUGUGAGGAGUCAUGCUAACAUCUUUGUCAUUUCUGAAGAUGAGACAGUGUCUGUUAUUAAGAAUGCAAGAUUGAAUGUGAUAAUCACAGGCAGUAGACCAUCCGCUAAUGCUGCAAAAUCUGGUAAAACAGGUAAAGGCAGAGUUUAUCAUGUGGCUAAAUUGUGGGGUAUCGUUGAUCUUGGUAAACAUGAACAUGUUUUCAUUGACCGUACUAUUUUUGGAAAACAUAUUGACGAUCUAAAUAAACUAUUGACUGUUGGAGAAAUGGUAUGUUUUGAGUCAAUACCAGCUCCUAAAGGUAGUCGUGCCCGUUGGCGAGCAACUAAAGUCUGGAAGGAACAUGAAUCAAUUGAAGACCUUAUCGAUCGUGUAACAAGUCGACUUAGUGUAUCGUUUGAUUCACUCCGAGAACCAAUGACACCAACAACUCCUCUUCCCAUUUCUGAUGCUAAUAUUGAUGAGGAAAUCAGAAGAAUGAUACCGGAGUUGAACGAUUCUGGGGUCAUUCAGUCACCUGUAAAUGUUGGUGGUAUCAAGUAUUCGUUUUCAGACGCUGCCCCCAGCGGAGCGGGUGUUGUUCCAGUUUGGAAUUUCCGGCAUCAAGAAUUGUCAGCAAUGAGGGAUAUAGACGACCUUGACCUUAGUGAUGAUUCAGAUUCACCAAAUCUCACAAUGGUUGCAGAAAAAUACUAUAUGAAUAGAUCAGUACUUGGCGAUUGUCCAAAGAAAGAAGUUUCAGAAAUAAAAAGGGAAAAUGGUGUAGAAGAUGAGAACAAGAAAAAAUCUUUCACAAUAGGCUGCCAGACGAUUGUUACUGGGGAGGUUUUAGCAACCCAGCUCUUCCACGAGGAUUUUUAAACUUUGAACAUUGUUUUAACAAGGAAAAGAGGUAUUAAUACUGGUUAAACAUUUUUUUAAACAUUGGGAGGUUCCUUCAUAAUUUUGUUCAUUUGGUUAAUUAUUUGAACCUUUUCUUUCUAAGGUAAGUCAUUUUACGUAAGUGUAAUUAGUGUUUCCAUAUUUUUGUUUUUCAAGCAGGAUUCGAAGUUGUAAUAUAUUUUUAACACUUUUGCAUGUAUUUUUUUGUUGCGCCUAACCAGGAUAACUUAAUAUUAAUGGUCAAAGUCAUAUAGAGAACUUGGGCAUUUUUUGUGAUUUAAAGAUGCAUGACAUUGUAUCACCUGUGCAUGAAUCAUAGUGGGUUUUUUUAAAUCGUUUUUUUAUUUCAUUUUGUGUAAAGCAAUAUCUAAAGGAUGUAAAUUGUAAUAUUUCGUAGUAAGUAAUUCAAAUGGAAUUUAUAUGCUCCCAUUUCUUCAUUAUUUGUUUUCUAGAAACUGAUGCUUUUUAAAAUUGGCUAUCAAUUGAUCACCAUGAAGGAUUUAAUUUUCAAAGCAUUGCAUGAUUUAAAUGUUAUACAAAACAACAAGAGAGGUCAUAUUUUGUAAAUUUUGCUCAGAAGUACAUUUCGUUUGGAUUUUGUAUAUUUUAUCUAUUAGAAUUACCCAUGUAGCCAGAUAUGUAACCAAUCAUUGUGCUGGGUUUUGUAUUAUACAUGAAUAUCACAUACCCCUUAAAGCUACUGUCCCACACAUGGUGCAGGUUUCAACUUUUUUUUGAAAAUGCAAAAAUCAAAUUGCACUAAAGGUUUAAACAUUUACAUGAAAUCAAAAUAAUUAGAAAUGUUCCAUGAUCCCAGAAAUACCAGAUUAUUAUAAAAAAAAGAUUUUGCACCUUUUUUAUCCUUCUUUAACUUGAAACAAAUCAUUUAUCAAUUUAAUGUGUGUGGAUUAGUACCUUUAACUGUUUUAAUAGUCUGUGUUUUGUAUAAAACUCACUUUCCAUGACUUUGUUUUUUUGUUUUGAAAUAUGUAAACUCCAGUUUCUUAUGAUUUAUCUCUCUCUUUCUCUCUCUCUCCCUCUAUCUGUGAUUCUGUUUUGUUCCCAUAAAUUUAACUGUAUAAUUGUAUGUUUCACAAUAUAUCUUUUUUAUGUUCACUGUUAUCAAAGAAAUGUAGUGCGAAGCAAUUAAUUUUGAAAUUAGAUUUAUAAACAUUUACAAACAUUCUUUGUAGAUAGUUUUUAAUGAAUAUCAAUAUGAUUAUGAUCUACUAUUGAAAGCUAAUCAUGUUAUAUUGAAAUAACAUUUUUUUCCAGCAUUUCUGUUUUUUAAUAGUUUUAAAAGGCCAAGUUGAAUAAUGUUUUGGUUUAUAUGGUUUGAAUGUUAAAUAAGUAGUUAUAAUUUGCCUAUGACACCAGCCUACAUCUAGGGUCAGGUUAAAUGUAUGCAUAUUCCUGCAUUUUGACUGGAUGUCAAUCAAAUUUUUAACCUUCGAUACAUCAAACCCCUUGAAAUGAAAAUGGACGGUUCCCAAUCCAAGGUAACGCUAGUCCAUAUUAUAAAUUAGUAUAGCAUCAUUGCAUGGGAUAAUUAGUGUUUGAUACACUGUUAAUAAUAUUUUAAUUUUUGCACAAAGUUUGUGUUUCAAAAAAAACCAAAAACAUUAAACGUUAUUUUGCUUGGCCUUUUGACUGAUGAUUUUUUUUUUAUUUUUUUUUUCAAUUUAUUUUCAUUUAUGAAGUGUAGCAUUAUAUAGAGAAAACAAUUCUUGCCUCAGACAUUUAAGACAUUUAAGUAUUGUUUAUUUAUUUAUUAAUUAUUGUUAACAAAUUUUUUUAUACAUAUAAUUAUGUACCUUUCGAAAAAAAAACCUUUCGACUUUCGAUAAUACCUUUCGACUCUAAUUUCGAACAUGAUAUCAACUGUAAAUUGCUGGAAAUAUAAAAAAUGUGAUUUAAAAUAUUUUUUUGUAAUAAUACAUCCAGUGAUUAGUUAUUUAACGUUUUAGGUUUUUCAUUUCCCCCUUUUAUUAAGGGGAUAUCAAAAUGCACUUGCCCAUCAAUCAGGUUGUCCUGUUGUAGACUGAUGAAAUAGCGUAAUGUUGCAGGAUUUUUGGAACACGACCCAUACCGAUGGAAUUGGGAAUUUCAGCAGUGUUUUGUUAAGAAUUGGGGAAAAAUGCAGUACUGAAAUUUUUCAUAUUGAAUGCAAAAAUUACUGUCUAUGAUGGCAUCUUCAAAGGUUUAAGCACUAUUACAGUGAAGAAGCCCUUAUUUGCAAAGAUUUGAGAAUUUUUAUUCAAUAUUUUUAUUUUGUAACUUUCAAUUGGGAAUUUUUUCCUGUGAAUUGGGAAAAAGAUAUACUUUUUUCAAUUGGGAAUAUGACCCAGUAACGGCUAUAAAAUAAGCCAAAAAAAUCCCUGACAGUCUCUACUAUUCAACAGAAUAAGAAGACACAUUUACUGAAGUUUGUUUUACAAAAGUGUAAAUCUUAAGCAUUGAAAUUACUGAUAAACAUGUUGAUAAAGGUAAAACCAGAAGGAAUUUACAGCGUUGCUUAGAUAGGUUUAUAUUUUAUUAAUGCUUUAAAACUUGAAACAUUCUGCCAAUUUCAUGAAAUUUCUCUUAUGUUUUGCUUUAAUUAAUUGGUUUUGGCUCAAAUUUAGAUAUUUUUGUGGAGCAUUCAUUAGUAGAUUCUAAUGUAUAAUUAUGGAAGUUGAAGAAAUUUAGAAUUGAUGCUCAAUAAUGACAAUAAAAUUUCGUUAAAAUUAAUCCUUAUUAUAGAUACAAGCAUUAAGGAAUUUGAUGGAUAAUUUUUCAAUAAAUCCUACAGUAUAUUAAAAGGUAUUAUCACUGGAUUAAGGUUUUCAGAUUUUAGGAAUGACUUAAUCCACGCAAAAGUCUGUAUUUUGUUAAAUCAGUUAUAAUCAAAUUAGACGGCCUUCAUGGACUUGU